Messenger RNA from Caenorhabditis angaria, 2422 nucleotides. Lineage: Eukaryota; Metazoa; Nematoda; Chromadorea; Rhabditida; Rhabditidae. The record is from the annotation of a GenBank genome assembly.
AUGGUGAGUUUUCGGAGGGGUACUGUAGUUAGAAAAAUGGGUUACUGUAGUUUAUCUACUGUGUAGUUCCAUUGAUGUUUUGAAGUUUCUAUAGAUACUGUAGAUUUGCAGUUCGGGUGUACUGUAGCUAAAAGUUUAGUAUGUUUACUUGGUGGCUAUUGUAUUUUAGAACAGGAUUACUGUAGAUUUUAAUUUGCAGUUCGAGCUACUGUAGGCGAAGUACAGGUUACUGUAAUUUCAGAGCAGGAUACUGUAGUUUCUAGUUUUGCAGGUUACUGUAAUGUUUUUGCAGUUUGAAGUACUGUACUCAAUUUUUCAGAAAAUCAAAGGUUACGGUAGUUUCUAUUAGAAUACUGUAAAUUUUGCAGUUUGGAGUACUGUAGAUUAUUUUUCAGUUUAACCCGGGGUUACUGUUAUCCCUAGUUUACUGUAGAUUUUGGGUACUGUAGCUUGUAGCUCGAUUACGGUAGCUGGUGAACCUAUUAAAAAAAAAUUCCUGGCUGUAAAUUAUUUUGAGAAACCAUGAUGUGAAUUUUGAUUGAGGUACUGUGUUUCUUAAGAUACUGUAGUUUUUUAAAGUUUUGCGAAGAAAAAAAACUACUGUAGUAUUACUGUAGCUGAACGUUUAGCGUACUGUACCGAAAGUUCUAGGUAUAAUGUUUUUCAAAAAAAAAAAAAUUCAAAAAAAUUUUUUUUCGAGCUUAAUCAAAACUAUCAGAUUCAAACAUUUUCACUCCAAAUUUUCUCCCCAACCCAAUUUUUUUCUGCAGAAAUUCGUCUUAUUGCUCUCAUUCAUCGCUUUCUCCUCUCAACUCGCCAUUCCUCAACUCUCCGGAGCCGCUUUGACCGAAUAUGUGAAUUCGGUUCAAACCGCAUGGCGUGCAGCCACACCAAAAGAAGGUGUCGAGAAGAUUAUGCCAAAACUCAUGAAACACAAAUUUGUUGUCGAGAAUAAGGAAGAAGAUAUUGUUGAGAUGGUUAAGAUGGCUGAAGCUGAUAUUCCAGCCUCGUUUGAUGCUAGACAACAAUGGCCAAAUUGUAUUUCGAUCGAUAAUAUUAGAGAUCAAUCGGAUUGUGGUGAGUUAGAGCAGAGAGAGAGAGAGAGAGAGAGAGCAGAGAAAGAAAGGAGAGGCAAUUUUGAGAUCAGAACUUUCUAGAAUAUUUCUGGAUUACUGUAGAGAUGUUUGAGAUUACUGUAGGAACUAUGACUUUUGGUCUUGAAGCGAUUGGGUUACUGUAGAGUCAGUUUUGAGAUCAGACCUUUUUAGAAGAAUUCUGGAUUACUGUAAGAACUAUGCCUUUGGGUGUUGAAGCGAUCGGGUUACUGUAGAGUCAAUUUUGACAUCAGAACUUUCUAGAAGAAUUCUGAAUUACUGUAGGAACCAUGUGCUUGGGUCUUACAGCGAUUGGGUUACUGUAGAAAAGUGAGAAGGGUACUGUAGUCAAAUUUCAAAUCCAAAAAUGUCAGAAAAAAAACAAAGUACUGUAAAAAAUAUUGGAAGCUACAGUACUAAUUUUUUGCCACGUGGCAUUUCGAAUGAGGCCACGUGGAUUCAGUAGGGGUACUGUAGGCCCAAAUUUCCGUCUAGAUGUUUUCACUUUUUUCUGGAAAAAAUGGAAUCUAGAAUUUCGAAAAAAAAAAGUUUCGGUGAUUUUUUCCGGGAUGAAAUUUGAAAUUUAAAAAAAAUCUACACAAAAAAUUCUCCCGAACCCCAAAAACAUUUUUCCAGGAUCCUGCUGGGCUUUCGCGGCCGCCGAAGCCUCCUCCGAUCGUUUCUGCAUCCAAUCCAACGGAACCGUCAACACCCUCCUCUCAGCCGAAGAUGUUCUUUCCUGUUGCUCAGCUUGCGGUGACGGUUGUGACGGUGGAUAUCCAAUCGAAGCCUGGAGAUAUUUGGUCAAAACCGGUUUCGUCACCGGUGGAUCUUAUGAAUCACAAUUCGGUUGCAAACCUUAUUCCUUGGCUCCAUGCUCUGAAACCGUCGGAAAUGUAACCUGGCCAGAUUGUCCAGCUGACGGAUACAGUACUCCAGCCUGCGCCCACAAAUGUACCUCCACAGCUAACUAUGCGAUCCCAUUCAAACAAGACAAACACUUCGGAAGCACCGCUUAUGCCGUCGGAAAGAAGGUCGCACAAAUCCAAGCCGAAAUCUUGGCUCACGGCCCAGUUGAAGCUGCAUUCACAGUCUACGAAGAUUUCUACCAAUACACAACUGGUGUCUACCAUCAUGUUUCUGGAAGUGCUUUGGGAGGACAUGCCGUGAGAAUUCUUGGAUGGGGAACUGAUAAUGGAACUCCAUAUUGGUUGGUUGCCAAUUCGUGGAAUGUUAAUUGGGGAGAGAAUGGAUAUUUCCGAAUUCGACAAGGACACAAUGAAUGUGGAAUUGAACAUGCUAUUGUUGCUGGAAUUCCAAAAGUUUGA